Molecule: messenger RNA, 1038 nt
Organism: Plasmopara halstedii
Lineage: Eukaryota; Oomycota; Peronosporomycetes; Peronosporales; Peronosporaceae
Product: nucleotide-binding protein 1
Exons: 3
Coding region: 1-1038 (345 amino acids)
Biological process (GO): iron-sulfur cluster assembly
Cellular component (GO): cytosol
Molecular function (GO): ATP-dependent FeS chaperone activity; 4 iron, 4 sulfur cluster binding; ATP binding
Source: RefSeq, a predicted model, not a curated record
AUGGAAACUAGCGUACCUGCCAACGCUAACGAGCAAUGUGUGGGCCCACAGUCUGAAUUAGCCGGCAAGGUUGAUGGCUGCAGUGGAUGUCCAAAUCAGAGUGUAUGUGCUUCGGGUGCAGCACGUCAGCCAGAUCCUGCCGUUUCGGAUGUGAAGCAGCGUUUAAAAAGCGUCAAGCACAAGCUUUUAGUUUUAUCGGGCAAAGGUGGCGUGGGCAAGAGCACAAUAGCUUGUCAACUGGCUUUUGCUUUAGCUAGCAAAGGCUUUCAGGUUGGACUUUUAGAUGUGGACAUCACGGGUCCAAGUGUCCCCAGAAUGCUUGGACUUUUGGGCCAGGAAGUGCAUCAGAGUGCGGCUGGCUGGUCACCUGUGUACGUGGACGACAAUCUUGGCGUCAUGUCCAUUGGAUUUAUGCUACCUAACGCUGAUGACGCCAUCAUUUGGCGUGGUCCUAAGAAAAGCGGUAUUAUCAAGCAAUUUCUCGUUGAUGUGCAAUGGGGUGAACUUGAUUACCUCAUCAUCGAUACACCCCCAGGCACAUCGGAUGAGCAUAUUAGUAUCGUACAGUACAUGAAAGAGGCAGAUUUAGAUGGAGCUGUUGUGGUCACUACGCCUCAAGAGGUUGCCCUUAGCGACGUUCGCAAAGAGCUUAAUUUCUGCCACAAGACCAAGAUUAACGUUCUUGGAGUUAUUGAAAAUAUGAGCGGCGUGCAGCGCCCACUCAGCGACGUCAAAUUUGUCAAUGCUGACGGAACUGACGAAACCGCAAAUGUUUUCAAGCUGCUACAAGAAAAGACACCGGAAAUUCUGCAAUACUCGGUGCAGAUGGAGGUAUUUCCUGUCUCUGAUGGCGGUGGUGAAGCUAUGGCCAAGAAGUUCAAUGUGCCUUUCCUUGGUCGCUUGCCACUAGACGACAAAAUGACUAGUUCAUGCGAGGAGGGCGUGUCGUUCUUGGAAGAGUAUCCCGACUCUGUGGCGGCUCCAGCUUUUAAUCAUAUUGUGCAAGAUCUCGUUGCAGCUGUCGAGCAGAAAAGGUAA